AGAAUAAAUAUUAAAUGCAAUUGAAGCAUUGAGUUGCAUGAAUCCAGAGGAGAGUCACAUGAAAUAAGCGUAUAAGUAAAGCCUAUAUAUAACGUUGACAAUCUAAACCUCUGCAGCCAGGAACUAAAUUUAAUACCAAACGUAAAUGAAUCUUGUUUACAAAUAAUGCAGCUCCCCUUUGAUUAUUACUUCUCCAAUCCCCCCUUUCUCUCUCACGUUGACUUUCGAGAUGUUUGAAUCUCCAAAUAAUCAUUUCAACGGUUAUGGCGGAUCAUAUUUUGUCUGUCACAAUCUUCUCUGCUUAGCAUAGUGCAUUUCAGGAAGAAGAUGAAUAGUACAACAAGCUCCGGGGGAUUUCUUGGCUCGAAUAAUAUAGGUGGUUUCGGCUAUGGCAUUGGAUUGUCGGUGGGAAUUCUGUUACUCAUAACAACAAUUACACUGGCUUCAUAUUUUUGCUCCCGGGUUCAAACGACACCACCUGACACUGGCGCUAACAGGGUGAUCCUGGUGGAGCCGCCUCACCCUCAGCACAUUGCGCUGGAGGUGGGGCUCGACAAGGAAACGCUGAACAGUUAUCCAAAGCUGCGUUACUCAGAGGCAAAGCUGGUGAAUAAUAAAGACUCCACCGCGACAUGUUGCUCCAUAUGUCUGGGGGACUAUAAGAGUAGUGACAUGCUAAGGUUACUUCCAGACUGUGGACAUUUGUUUCAUCUCAAGUGUGUUGACCCUUGGUUGCGAUCCCACCCCACGUGUCCUGUUUGUAGAACAUCUCCAUUGCCAACACCGCUCUCGACUCCGUUGGCUGAGGUUGUUCCGUUGGCAACAAGAAGGGAUAUUGGAUAGCAAGUCAUUUUUGAGGUGGUUUCUUUUGUUGCUGAAAGCAGCACACCAACAGUCUUUCUCUAUUCUGUAUACAGCAGUUCAUGAAAUUUAAUAGUUAUCUUUAUCAA
Molecule: messenger RNA, 950 nt
Organism: Daucus carota subsp. sativus
Lineage: Eukaryota; Viridiplantae; Streptophyta; Magnoliopsida; Apiales; Apiaceae
Product: RING-H2 finger protein ATL70
Exons: 1
Coding region: 328-843 (171 amino acids)
Source: RefSeq, a predicted model, not a curated record